Messenger RNA from Fonsecaea multimorphosa CBS 102226, 2487 nucleotides. RefSeq lists its product as uncharacterized. Gene Ontology annotation, cellular component: nucleus. Gene Ontology annotation, biological process: pseudouridine synthesis. Gene Ontology annotation, molecular function: pseudouridine synthase activity; RNA binding. Lineage: Eukaryota; Fungi; Ascomycota; Eurotiomycetes; Chaetothyriales; Herpotrichiellaceae. The transcript has 2 exons. The coding region runs from base 1 to 2487 and encodes 828 amino acids. The record is from RefSeq and is a predicted model, not a curated record.
AUGGAAGGCCACGCUGCUGAUGAUCGCCCACUGAAAAGAGUCAAACUCGACACAGCCCAGACAGAUGGCGCUUGCGACGAUGCCUCAAUGGCUUUGUCUCCCCGCCCAGCUGGCGUUCCGUCCACCUUACCCGAAGGCCUAGUUGUUGACGAUAGCACAAAAGAACGCGAGGUAGGUAUCACCGCCUUUGUCGACGAAUCUAGAAGUCUCUUCAGAGGGAUUCUCAAAAAGAGAUACACAGAUUUCUUGGUGAACGAGAUCUUGCCAGCGGCGCCUGGCAGACGCGGCGGAACAGUCCUGCACCUUCGAUCAAUGAGUGCCAAGGGUCUGCAGCCCCAUGCUUCGCAAGGUAUUGGCCCAGAACGAACGGUGCUAGGUGCUUCAGAACAUGAAGGGCACGAGGCAGCGACAUCGGAGCCAUCUCUGGCGGAACACGAGACUUCACGAGAGGCAGAGACCCCUGUAAGUAGCAGAGCUUCAGAUGCUACUGGAGAUAAGAGCGCUGGUGUCCAGAAUUUUGAGAUUUCCGACGAGGAUCGCGUCCAACUCGAAGAAUAUUUCAAUGUGGAAACGGUGUCACAGAUAAUAUCCCUCUAUGAAUCGGUCCAGCGCAAUCCGGGAAGAAAAUCUCGCGAGUACUCGACAGUACGAACACCAUUCACUUCGGACCGCAGCAUCCGGUCGAAGAUUCAUCAGGAUAUCCGUCGCAUCUUCCACAGUAAAAUUGACUCCAUGACAGACAAUGAAGGCAUGCUAGUCCUUACUGCAGCGCCACCAUCGUCGUCAAAUAACAACCGUAGCCGCGCCUGGGCACAGCCUAACCAAAAGUCUGCACGCCCGGGAAAGCUAGGUUGGUUGGAACGUGGCGGAGAAUAUGUCCAUUUUACUCUUUACAAAGAGAACAAGGAUACGCUGGAAGUUGUUUCAUACCUGACAAAGCAACUGAAGACGAACAACAAGACGUUUCAGUUUGCAGGGACGAAGGAUCGGCGUGCCGUGACCGUGCAGCGAGUCAGCGCUUACCGUGUCGACGCAGAGCGCCUGGCAGGGUUGAACCGUUCUCUACGAUACGCGGCGGUGGGGGAUUUCGAGUACCAGAAACAUGGGUUGGAACUUGGGGAUUUGACCGGAAACGAAUUUGUGGUCACCUUGAGAGACUGCCACCUAGUUGGAUUGCCCUCUGGACAGAGCACUGCCGAAGAGAAAGCCGCCAUGCAGUCCUAUCUGACACAGGCGCUCCAACAGCUCCAUAAUUUGGGCUUUUUGAACUAUUACGGACUGCAACGCUUCGGGACUUUCGCCACGCGCACCGAUGUCGUCGGUCUAAAGAUCCUAAAAGAAGACUUCAAGGGCGCGUGCGAUGCUAUCCUAGAAUUUUCAACUGCCGCGCUGAACAACAGCUCUCAAUCAUCCGAAGACUCGGGUGCGAGUGUCCUUGUCAGCCAAGACGACCGGUCUCGCGCCGAAGGGAUCAACAUAUGGCGAACAACUGGCAGGAUUAAUGUUGCGCUUGACAAGAUUCCACGCAAAUUCUCCGCCGAAACCGCGUUGAUACGACAACUAGGCAAGCGGCCUUCGGACUAUUUGAGCGCUCUUCUGGCAAUCCAGCGCAACCUACGACUCAUGUACGUGCAUGCAUAUCAGUCCUUUGUGUGGAAUCUCGCAGUCGGGGAGCGAUGGCGGCUGUAUGGUGCCAACGUCGUGGAAGGCGACCUCGUACUGGUCCACGAGCACAAAGACAAGCAAUUUACCGACGACGGCGGUGAAGGUGAAUCAUUGAAUAAGCAACAGACGCAGACGGGGGUGGAUGCGGACGGGGAAAUCGUCAUUGAACCGUCAGGCGAUGACCGCGCCUACGACGUCGACGACAUGUUCGAGCGUGCCCGUGCCCUCACUGCCGUCGAAGCCGAGAGUGGCCUGUACUCCAUCUUCGACAUCGUCCUGCCUCUUCCCGGAUUCGACGUCAUCUACCCUGCCAACGCAAGCGGCGACUGGUACAAGACGUUCAUGGCCAGCGAAGCCGGUGGAGGGCUCGAUCCAUACAACAUGCGCAGGAAGCAAAAGGACUUCUCACUCAGCGGAGGGUAUCGCAAGGUGGUGGCGCGCAUCGGCGAGACCUUUGAGGUCGGCGUCCACGCGUACGGCGAGGAUGAAGGGGACAGGCAAUUCGUCGAGACGGACAUGGAGCGGAUCAAGCGCGGGAAGGAGGCCAACGCCACGCAAGGCCAGCAACCUCAAUCGCUACUAUCCGACGGAGCGAGCGCGAAGACCUCUACGAUUACGACAGCGCAAGAAGCGAAUGGAAAUGAAAAUGGAAAUGCUACCGAAACUGAAACAAUCCAGGUUCCGCAGCAGCAGCACACGGAGAAACUCGCGGCCGUGCUCAAAUUCCAGCUCGGCUCAAGCCAAUACGCAACCAUGGCGCUGAGGGAGCUAUCCAAGGGCGGGAUUCAAGCGUACAAGGCCGAGUUCAUGGGCGGGAGGUGA